Ostreobium quekettii is the source of this 1707-nucleotide messenger RNA. Lineage: Eukaryota; Viridiplantae; Chlorophyta; Ulvophyceae; Bryopsidales; Ostreobiaceae. The record is from the annotation of a GenBank genome assembly.
AUGGAGCGAGGCUUGCAGGCAGGCCAUUGCUCGCCAUCGUUCGAUGGUUUAGGUGGUUUCCGUCGAUCGCUUGCGAUCCAGCGGAGCAGCACCGGCAGGGGCGGGGACAGGCGGCUUUGCGUGGUGGCCGUCGCCAGGCCAAUGGGUGCUUCUACCGCUUCCGUCGGGGAAAAGCGAGGGCCCAAGGUGGUUGUGGUUGGCGGGGGCUGGGCAGGGUUUGGCGCUGCUCGACAUCUUUCCCAAGAGGGUUACGAUGUCACCCUUCUAGAUGCAGCACCCAAUCCAGGAGGCCUCUCAGCAGGAUGGCAGACAGAGCAAGGCAGGACAGUGGAGGCUGGGAUGAAGGGAUUCUGGUACCAGUACCACAACAUUUUUGCACUCGCACGAGAACUUGACAUCGACUGGCCCUUCACGGAGUUCACCAGGAGUGGUUUUUGGUCUCCGGAGGGUUUGUCGGUGGAAGGUCCAGUCUUCUCACAGCUGCCAAAGCUCCCAACAUUGUUGGGACAGUUUGUACACACAACUCGGCUCUUCAGGCGAGUGCCUUUGGCGGAUCAGCUGACGAUGUUCAACAUGCUGUACCCUGUCGUGGAUUACGACAGCACACAGAAGGUUUAUGAGAAAUACGACAAGAUGACCGCUAGGGAGCUGUUCCGUCAAUUUGGAAUAUCUGAGAGGUUGUACAACGAAUUUCUAAAGCCUUUGCUUCUGGUCGGGCUAUUUGCACCACCCGAAGAGAUCUCUGCAGCGGCAAUGAUCGGCACAAUGUACUUUUACGCCUUGGCCCACCAGCAGGACUUCGACAUUUGCUGGUGCAAGGGUUCUGUGUCGGAGCGACUCUUUCAACCGAUGGUGGAAUCCAUCAGAGCCGCUGGUGGCGUGGUGCAAGGAAGCCGUGUGGUUGUUGGGGUUGACAUCGACAGCGCUGGCACCGUAGAAGGUGUGGUCGUUAAGGACACAACGACGGACAGAGAAUCUCGAAUCGAGGCAGAUGCCGUCAUCCUUGCCAUCAGCAUCAAAGGCAUGCAGAAACUGAUUUCCAUGAAUUCCAUCCUGGCGACCCGGCCCGAGUUCAUCAAGAUCAUGAACCUGAAGGGCAUCGACGUCAUCGCCACGCGGCUGUGGUUCGACAAGCUGGUGCCAACCCAAUUUCCUUCCAAUGUCCUCUCUGGCUUUGAACAGGGCGUUGGCGGCACGUUCUUCAACUUGAACGUCCUGCAGGACGAGUACAAGGACUCCGAGGGGACAGUGAUCGCCGCAGACUUCUACCACUCCAACACGCUCAUGCCCAGGACGGACGCGGACGUCGUCAAGCUGGUGAAAUCGUGCCUGGCAUCCUGCGAGCCCGGCUUUGAGUCUGCCAAUGUCAUCGACAGCAAGGUCCUGCGCUUUUAUGGCGCGGUCACGCACUUCAGCCCGGGCUCCUACGAGUCCAGGCCCAGUCAGAAGACAAGCUUCGAUAACCUGUACCUGGCGGGAGAUUGGGUGAGGGAUGUGCCACACGGGGCAAAUGGGCUGUCGCAGGAACGGGCGUACGUCACGGGCCUGCUGGCAGCCAAUAUGGUGAUUGACAAAUUGGGCGCGGGGAGGCCGGCGACCAUCUUGGACGUGGAACCCGACGAGCCCCACAUUGCUGCACUGAAGGCGGUUAACCGAGGGCUGAAGUCGCAGCUCGAAGGGAUGGGUUUGACAUCCCCGCUCAUAUGA